Messenger RNA from Trypanosoma grayi, 339 nucleotides. RefSeq names its product dynein light chain. NCBI's taxonomy places the organism in Eukaryota, Euglenozoa, Kinetoplastea, Trypanosomatida, Trypanosomatidae. The record is from RefSeq and is a predicted model, not a curated record. Gene Ontology annotation, molecular function: dynein intermediate chain binding; dynein light intermediate chain binding. The transcript has a single exon. Gene Ontology annotation, biological process: microtubule-based process. Bases 1 to 339 code for a protein of 112 amino acids. Gene Ontology annotation, cellular component: dynein complex.
AUGGCAGCCGGGGCUAAGGAUGCUGAAGGGCCGUGUAGUCUGGAUUACAUACGGCAGUACGUUGCCCCUCUAAACUACCCUUUGGAAAAGAUGAGCGACAUGACAGAAGAAAUGCGGGCCGAGUGUAAGGAGAUUGUGGUAAACGCUAUUGAGAAGUAUGAGGACAGCUACGAGCACGCGGCAAAGCAUGUGAAGGAGCUGAUGGACAAGAAAUACGGUGCGUCAUGGCAUUGCGUAAUUGGUGAGGGUUUUGGGUUUGAAAUCACGUACGAAAUGAAACACCUCAUGUACAUGUUCCACAAAGGCUUCUUAGCGAUUGUUGUGUUUAAAGGCCUGUAG